This is a messenger RNA of Symbiodinium natans, 579 nucleotides long. The record is from the annotation of a GenBank genome assembly. Lineage: Eukaryota; Dinophyceae; Suessiales; Symbiodiniaceae.
AUGGUCACGAUGGAGAGCCAACCGCUUACAGCUCGGCGAUUGAGCUGGGCUGACCAGAAUGCGGCGCCAUUGGCCUCUACCAUACCACAGGCGCCGGAGCCCCCACCCCUGGCUCCUACUGACGAUGACGACGACGACGAAGAUGACAGGCCUGGUGUCAGGACCCUUGAAAUGGGCGUCCUGCUGCAGGGGUAUGCUUACAGGUCAUCUGUAGAGCUCCCCUCCAAUGGCCAACUCGUUGAGGUUGUUGGACCCUUGCCAGAGGGAAUCGACAUUUUGGUCAAAGAUGAAGGCAGCCCUGAACAUCCUGCGGCGCUGUGGAUAGAGGCAGAGCUGAAAGAUCUCGGGGUCUUCUACCAUGGCCUUCUUGUCAGAAUUGCGGGUGGCGAGUUCGCGGAAGUAGUGGUCAAUCUGAAGGCCUGCGUCAUGGGCCCCAGAGAAGGGCGGCUGUCGAGGGUGCACCACAAUGUCGAGCUCAUAAGAGCCCUGGCGCCUGAGGACAUCCAUGGCAGCACAGAAGGCAGUGUCUUCAGAAAAGCUGCGCAGUUGAUGGAGGCAGACGAUGAAGACGAUGGCUAA